Molecule: messenger RNA, 525 nt
Organism: Caenorhabditis bovis
Lineage: Eukaryota; Metazoa; Nematoda; Chromadorea; Rhabditida; Rhabditidae
Source: the annotation of a GenBank genome assembly
AUGUUUUUCCAUUUGUCUCUGGAUCACGAAGUUUGCCUCCAUCCAAAAUAUUUCGGACCGAAUCUUAACGAGACAAUUAAAAUGAAAUUGUUUCAUGAGGUAGAAGGCACUUGCACUGGUAAAUAUGGAUUCGUUAUUGCUGUGACUACAAUCGACACAAUUGGUCACGGUAUCAUUCAACCUGGUCGUGGCUUUGUGAUCUAUCCUGUCAGAUACAAGGCCAUCGUAUUCAGACCGUUUAAGGGGCAGGUCGUUGACGGUGUCGUUUCUCAGGUAAACAAAGUUGGUAUAUUCUGUGACAUCGGACCUUUGUCCUGUUUUAUUAGUCGUCAUUGUAUUCCACCAGAUAUGGAAUUCGACCCGAAUGCAGAAAAACCAUGUUAUAAGACGAAUGACGACUCUGUGGUGAUUCGCAACGACGACGAAAUUAGAGUUAAAUUAAUCGGAACACGCGUCGAUGCCAACGAUAUUUUUGCGAUUGGUACACUUAUGGACGAUUUCCUCGGAUUGUGUCCUGCUGAAUAG